Molecule: messenger RNA, 1221 nt
Organism: Alternaria postmessia
Lineage: Eukaryota; Fungi; Ascomycota; Dothideomycetes; Pleosporales; Pleosporaceae
Exons: 6
Coding region: 1-1221 (406 amino acids)
Source: RefSeq, a predicted model, not a curated record
AUGUCUUCCCAGUUCAACAACUGGAGGAGCGACCCGAGUGAAUCACAUGGUCCGUUGAUGAGCAUUACUUGUUGGUCGCUUGGUGGAGUCUCCCUUCUCUUCCUCGUUGUUCGCUGCGGGAUCCGCCAAAGUCAAAAGAAAUUUUGGUACGACGAUGGUCUGCUUGUAAUCAGCUGGUUCUUACUCCUCGUUCAACUCAUUUUGAACCAACUAAGUAUAAACUUGGGGUUUGGGAAGCACGCGCUUGACAUCGACUUUUCCCAUUUUGAGCGCAUCACGUAUUACGGUGCAUCCGGACUUACCGUAUCUAUUGCCGCCAUCAUCUUGAGCAAAAUCUCGUUUGGCGUCACUCUGCUCCGAUUGACAGAAGGAUGGCUGAAGGCCUACGUCUGGUUUGCCAUCAUUACCCUCUUCGCCUUUGCAGUACCGGUAGCUGUCCUUCCUUGGACCCUUUGCAAGCCGUUAACGAAAACAUUCGUGGAUAUUUUACCUGGAACGUGUGUUGACAAACAUCCUUCUGUACAAUAUGGAAGGUUCCAAGCUGUAUGGGCUGCAAUCAUGGAUAUUUCCCUGGCACUACUACCAUGGAAAGUCCUAUGGAACCUUAAGAUGCGUACUGCGGAGAAGAUUGGAGUCGGUAUAGCGAUGAGCUUGGGGCUUUUAGCAGGAGCCACCGCUAUCGUCAGAGCAAGAUAUGUCGAACUGCUGCAAACCCAAGAUCUUUCAUAUGAAGCAUACAACUCCGUCAUUUGGUCAACCGCGGAGUCCGCCAUGACGAUUGUUGCCACGUCCAUCCCCAUACUCCGUGUCUUCUUCAAACAAGCAGUCAGCCAAGCGAUGUCAAACUACCACAACUCGACGAGCCGAAGCAAAUCGAAAUCCACUGCUUCAGGAAGCAAUCCUUCUCAGCCUUCGAAUAACGCAAGCACACUUGCAAACGACACACGUCGUUUGAGCAAAAAGAUCACACGUAUCACAGGCCACACUAGUACGGAUUCUCUGUUUAGAGAUGAUGAUAUUGAGAAUCAGGAUCGCAAGGAGGGCUACAUAGAGUUGGAUGAUCUUGUUGUGGACGAGAAAACUGGACGUGUGACAGCGUUGACUCCCGACUCGUUGCCAGACUCCAUAACACGCGCACCCAUACACGCAGAAGACUGGCCUUUGGGCGAAUACUCCUUACCACAGAAAACAGCAGGCUCUAGCCGUGAUUGUGGGAGAUAG